CAGACAGUGCGCUAGGAGUUAAGGGGCGGUCUCCAGACGGAGCGCCGCGCACGCCCCCAUGGCUGCCGCUCGCGCCUCGCUCUGGGCUGUCUGCUUGCUGAGGGUGGCGCUAGCCACUGUUUACUUCCAGGAAGAGUUUCUAGACGGAGAGCGCUGGAGAAACCGAUGGGUGCAGUCCACCAAUGACUCCAAAUUUGGGCAUUUUAGACUCUCAUCGGGAAAGUUUUAUGGUCAUAAAGAGAAAGACAAAGGCCUGCAGACCACCCAGAACAGCCGGUUCUAUGCCAUCUCUGCACGCUUUAAGCCAUUCAGCAACAAAGGGAAGACCCUAGUUAUUCAGUACACGGUGAAACAUGAGCAGAAGAUGGACUGCGGUGGAGGAUACAUCAAGCUCUUCCCUGCAGACCUGGAUCAGAAGACCAUGAAUGGAAAAUCACAGUACUACAUCAUGUUUGGACCCGAUAUUUGUGGAUUUGAUGUCAAGAAAGUUCAUGUUAUUUUACAUUUCAAGAAUCAAUAUCAUUCAAACAAGAAACCAAUCAGAUGUAAGGUUGAUGGCUUCACUCACCUCUACACCCUGAUUUUGAGGCCAGAUCUUACCUAUGAAGUAAAAGUUGAUGGUCAAUCAGUUGAAUCUGGAAGCAUUGACUAUGACUGGAAUUUAACUUCUCUGAAGAUGGAAAAGUCUUCUGUAGAGCCUGAUGACUGGAACCAGGCAAAAGAUGUCAAGGCCCAGGAUUGGGAGAAGCAUUUUCUGGAUGCCAGUGCUAGCAAGCCAAGUGACUGGAAUAGUGAGUUGGAUGGGGACUGGCAGGCGCCCAUGCUCCAGAAGCCACCAUACCAGGAUGGUCUGAAAGCAGAAGGCAUCGAUAAAGAUGUGUGGCUCCACCAGAAGAUGAAAAACACCAACUACCUGACACAGUACGACCUCUCUGAAUUUGAGAAUAUUGGAGCUAUUGGCCUGGAGCUUUGGCAGGUGCGAUCUGGAACUAUCUUUGAUAAUUUCCUGAUUACAGACAAUGAAGAAUAUGCUGAAAAGUUUGGCAAGGCUACCUGGGGUGAAACUAAGGGUCCAGAGAGGGAGAUGGAUGCCAUCCAAGCCAAAGAAGAAGUGAGAAAAGCCCGUGAGGAAGAUGAGAAUGAGCUGGUAGGAAAGUUUCAUGGGCGUAGAAACCAUUUCAGCAGAUUUCACAAGCGAUAUGAGCUUUAGUUGUCUUCAGUCUAGAUAAAGAUGACUGGUAAGACCUUGAUUGUACUUCAAUACACAUUUGAAAUCUCACAGGUCUAAGUCUACAUGUUAAUUUGUCUAGUUUCUGAGGAAUUGUUUGCAUGCAACAAUAAAAUACAAAAACUGGGGGAAGCUCAGUGGAUAAAGUGCUUGCUAUGAAAGUAUAAUGACCUAAGUUCAGAUUCCUAAGACCCACAUAAAGGUAUGUGAUUCCAGCACUGAAGAAACAGAGAUUGGAUGUUCACAAGCACUCUCACACAUGUGCACACACUACACACACACAAACACACACACACACACACGCACACAAGAAGAGAAAAGAAAUUGCUCACAUGCUUCUAGGUUGGGGUCCCUCAUACCCUGCCCAGCUUCAAUGACUGCUGUGAUGCCUGUGUAUCAAGUUUCCCUACACAGAUCUGAACACUAGAAGCCAGAAGGCCAGAAAAGACUAGUGACUGCCAGAAAAGACUAGUGACUAAACCUCUUAAAUAUUUUCAAGAAAAAAAAUAAAGGUUGAUAAAACACA
This is a messenger RNA of Jaculus jaculus (lesser Egyptian jerboa), 1754 nucleotides long. It is a transcript of the gene Calr3, whose product is annotated as calreticulin 3. NCBI's taxonomy places the organism in Eukaryota, Metazoa, Chordata, Mammalia, Rodentia, Dipodidae. Gene Ontology annotation, cellular component: endoplasmic reticulum membrane; endoplasmic reticulum. Gene Ontology annotation, molecular function: calcium ion binding. Bases 59 to 1210 code for a protein of 383 amino acids. The record is from RefSeq and is a predicted model, not a curated record. Gene Ontology annotation, biological process: protein folding. The transcript has 9 exons.